AGAAAAUAAACAAUAGUUGAAACCCUACGCCACUCCUCCUAUCGUGGUGGUCGGAUCACGGUUUUCACUUUUAUUACGGCGAUUGAACAACCACUGCAUUCUUAUUGAUACAAAUUGCAUAUCCAGAAAGAAGGGACAAAUUGUGAUUGAAGGAUGGCGGAAGAAGCAGUGCUGGGCUUCCUCGAAAAGAAUGAGGAAAUCUCAGAUUCCGGCCAAUUCGCAGCCGAACAAGGAGUUGAUCACCAGGAGCUGACUAACGUUAUCAAGAGUCUUCAUGGUUUCAGACUUGUCGAGGCUCAGGAUAUUAAGCGGGAGAGAUGGGCACUUACUAAUGAAGGAAAGAUGUAUGCUUCAUCGGGCUCACCAGAAGUACAAGUCUUCUUGGCGAUACCCCCAGAGGGCAUCUCUCUAGAAGAAUUGCAGAAAAAAGUUGAUGCAUCAGUCUUUAAGAUAGGUCGCUCACAGGCGAUAAAGAACCAAUGGGUGGAGAUGGGAAAGCAAUUUGUUACUAGAAAGAUCCUCCAUGUCGAAGACAAAGUGAAAGAAUUACUAAUACUAGUACAGGAUGAGAAGGUGAUAGACCCAAAAGAUAUAGAUGCUCUAAAGAGAAGAAAGCUAAUUACUUCCCAGACUUGGAAGGGCUAUUCAUUACGGAAAGGUCCUUGUUAUGCUCCUAAAAGGAAGAAAUAUGCCACUGAUUUGACUCGAGAAAACUUGCAAAGGGGUGAGUGGAAGGAUCUUGAAUUCAAAGAAUAUAACUUCCUAGCAAAAGGUCAGCCUGUUGAUGGUGGCUGUUUACAUACAUUGCUCAAGGUACGUCAACAAUUCAAGAUGAUCUUUCUUCAGAUGGGGUUCGAGGAGAUGCCCACAAACAAUUUUGUUGAAAGCAGCUUCUGGAAUUUUGAUGCACUUUUUCAGCCACAACAGCAUCCUGCUCGUGAUUCUCACGACACAUUCUUCCUCCAAGUUCCUUCCACUACAAAGACACUACCAGAAGAUUAUGUUGAGAGGGUGAAGAACAUUCAUGAAUCUGGAGGACAUGGUUCAAGAGGUUAUGGAUAUGACUGGAAACGAGAGGAAGCAGACAAAAACCUUCUAAGAACUCAUACUACAGCUGUUUCAUCAAGGAUGCUUUACCAGCUUGCCAAGGAUGGAUUUGCUCCGAAAAAGUACUUUUCCAUAGACCGUGUUUUCAGAAAUGAAGCUGUUGAUCGAACUCAUCUUGCAGAGUUCCACCAGAUAGAAGGUCUUGUUUGUGGUCGAGGUCUUACCCUUGGUGAUUUGAUUGGAGUUUUCAACGACUUCUUUAGCCGUCUUGGUAUGAAGAAGCUGAAAUUUAAACCAGCUUAUAACCCAUAUACCGAACCAAGCAUGGAAAUCUUUGGUUAUCAUGAAGGCCUAAAGAAAUGGGUAGAAAUAGGAAAUUCCGGAAUGUUCCGACCUGAGAUGUUGCUGCCCAUGGGACUUCCUGAAGAUGUUCGCGUCAUAGCCUGGGGUCUUUCCCUAGAAAGACCAACCAUGAUCUUGUAUGGAGUUGAUAACAUUCGGGAUCUGUUUGGACACAAGGUUGAUCUAGGUCUUAUCAAGAGAAACCCACUUUGUAGAAUUGGAAUCGAAUAGAAUGUCAGCUGUGCCGUUUCCUGAGAUUUUUCCGAAUGCUCAAAGGAUAUUUGCUACACUUUCUUUUGUUAUGUUAACUAGUAAAUUAAACUUCUUGAUCAUUAAGUUAAUUAUUUUGCUUAU
Messenger RNA from Impatiens glandulifera, 1743 nucleotides. RefSeq names its product phenylalanine--tRNA ligase alpha subunit, cytoplasmic-like. Gene Ontology annotation, biological process: phenylalanyl-tRNA aminoacylation. Bases 154 to 1620 code for a protein of 488 amino acids. Gene Ontology annotation, molecular function: phenylalanine-tRNA ligase activity; ATP binding; tRNA binding. The record is from RefSeq and is a predicted model, not a curated record. The transcript is spliced from 19 exons. NCBI's taxonomy places the organism in Eukaryota, Viridiplantae, Streptophyta, Magnoliopsida, Ericales, Balsaminaceae. Gene Ontology annotation, cellular component: cytosol; phenylalanine-tRNA ligase complex; cytoplasm.